This is a messenger RNA of Aspergillus homomorphus CBS 101889, 1516 nucleotides long. Its product is annotated as nucleolar and coiled-body phosphoprotein 1 family protein. Gene Ontology annotation, cellular component: nucleolus; nucleoplasm. The record is from RefSeq and is a predicted model, not a curated record. The transcript has 2 exons. The coding region runs from base 80 to 1273 and encodes 397 amino acids. Lineage: Eukaryota; Fungi; Ascomycota; Eurotiomycetes; Eurotiales; Aspergillaceae.
GAAAGAUCGAAAACAUCCACUGCCCGAGUGCCAUUUGUUCUUCGCUCCAAGUUCAUUUUUCCUUCACCAGAGCGUUACAAUGGCCGGCAAGAAAGCCCAGAAAUCCUCUCCUGCCAAGAUGCCUAAGGACAAGAAGACGACCCCUCCUGCUCCCCUUGUCGCGGCGAUCUCCUCGUUCCUGUCCGAGCAUGGCCUGUCGAAGUCCCACGAGGCUCUCGUCAAAGAGCUGAGCAGCAAGUCCAUCAGUGCCGACACCAAGAACGUGCCUUCUUUGUUGGAGCUUUUCAAGACUUGGGAGCAGUCCCAAUCCUCGGAGUCCGGCAGCUCGGAUGACUCUAGCUCGUCCUCUUCGGACAGUGACAGCAGCUCCGAUGAUUCUAGCGACUCCGACGUCGAGAUGGAUGACGCUCCGAAGACGCAGAAGAAGCAGUCUAGAAGCUCUUCGCCUUCAUCUUCCUCUUCCUCGUCCGACUCCGACAGCGAUGCCGAUGACGAGAAGGAGGAAGAAGCUGCCGCUGCUCCUGCCGCUAAGCCCCAGGGCACCAAGCGCAAGGCCGAGUCUAGCUCCUCCGAAUCUGAGUCCGAGUCCGAAUCGGAGGAGGCUCCCAAGUCCAAGAAGACCAAAUUGUCUUCUGCCGAGGCUUCAUCUUCCUCCGAUUCCGAGUCCGACUCUUCUGACUCUGAUUCCUCUUCCUCCGAGUCUUCCAGCGAAGACGAGAGCUCUUCCGACUCAAGCUCCGAGUCUGAGUCGGAGUCCGACUCUGGUUCCUCCAGCGACGAGGAGGAGGCCAAGCCCGUGAAGGAAACCAAGGCCGCCUCGACUUCCAGCUCCUCUUCUUCCGACUCUGAUUCCUCUUCUUCCUCCGACUCCGACUCCUCUUCCGAGGAUGAGAGCGGAAAGGCCACUCCCUCGAGCUCCGAGAGCAGCGAAACCGUCGAGAACUCCGAGUCUGACAGCAAGAAGGCCGCAUCCGCUGUGACCGUGCGAGAGACUACCUCCUCGAGUGCCAGCUCUGCUCCUGAUAACGGCUUCCCCAAGAAGAAGCACACCGGUGCCCGCCCCACGCCCCUGGCUCUCCUCAGUGAACAGCCCUACGACCACCACCCCUCGAACGAUUACAUCCCCUACGCCUACGCCGAAAAGGCCUGGCAAGAUCUGUCCGUCACCCGGGGCAAAGGCUUCACCAAGGAGAAGAACAAGAAAAAGCGCGGAUCUUACCGUGGUGGCCCCAUCGACAUCUCCGGCGGCAAGUCCUUCAAGUUCGAUGACUAGAUGCGUUUUCGCGUUGUAGUUGUCAAAAUACCCCCUGCCAUUCACUUUUUGACGCUCUCGCUUUCCGUGCUGGGGGCUUGUGUUGGGACUUUUCUAGCUUGUCAUGUACGCUACGGCAACAGAAGCAGCUGAACUGGCCGACCAUAAACCCAGGGAGCAAGAAAAAGUCAUUCACUGUCACAUUAUUAGAUGAUCAGAUCUAGAUGCAUCCUUUAGAUCUCGGGGUCCCUCAAAAAUGUUUGC